Rotaria socialis is the source of this 969-nucleotide messenger RNA. NCBI's taxonomy places the organism in Eukaryota, Metazoa, Rotifera, Eurotatoria, Philodinida, Philodinidae. The record is from the annotation of a GenBank genome assembly.
AUGACUUUCUCCUUCUAUAACAACGAUAAAUUAUUGAAGCUUGAAGAAUGGAACAUUUCCACAACCAUUAUUAAAAAACAAUUCUGCGCGCAGAUCUGUGAUCAUUAUCAAAUCGAUCAAUCGUCCAACAAGUUUGAAGUAAUUAAAGUUGUACAAGAGAAAGAAGAUAAUGGAUCGGACAUAUUCGUCGUUCACACACUAGUACAUCCACCUCACGGUGAAACAGUGACUAAAGAGCUAAUGACUAAUGAUCAAAAAAGUUAUGAUCUCGUUCACAAACUUCAAUCAUUACUCAAGCACAAUAUUCGCUUGAUUACAUUAGGCCAUUUCGGGAUGCAGGUGAUGAAUCCAAAGUGGAAUCGAGUUUAUGGUCAUGUACUCAGCGAGCCAGGCAGUACAUUUUGGCCAGGCAUUAUAAAUCGAGGAGGCAAACCUUAUUUUUGCCCGAAAGGUUGGAAGCGUUAUUCUUUGAAAGUAGCCGAUAAUGAAGCAGAGUUCGAUCGUCGAUGGGGUACAUGGCAUAUUGCUUAUCAUGGGACAAAGGGCGAACUCGUCAGUGCCAUUCUUCAAUCGGGCUUGAAGGUGAGUACACACGGGUGCUACCUCAAACGUCCUUCCGUCUACGUAUCGCCAAGCAUCGAGUACUCUGCCCAUCCCCGGUACAGCAGAAUUUGGCAAAACUCUGGCAGCGGCAAAUACUAUCAGCUUGUCUUACAAUGCCGUGUUAAUCCACGCGUAGUCUCCGAUGAAAAUGUACAUCUGGAAACACUGUUAAAAAAUAAAGCUGUGGUGAUUGACCCCAACUUUACAAACAAAGAACUGGAAUGGGUCAUUCCAGGGGCGAACAGCAAGGAUGAAUAUAUAACAGAUGAUAUUGUAUGUUAUGGCCUCAUGGUCCGAUCAAGUGAUGUACAUCCAGAGAAGUUACCUCCGUCACACUGGUGGUCAGUGUCAAACUGCUGGAAAUGA